AUGUCGACUUCAAGUGUAAAUGCGAAAGAGCAGGAGGUGAUUGAUAGGUCAGCCGAGCUGGCGAGUAAAGAACCGGAAAUGUUGGAGAAGAAUGAGGGGAGGGAGGAAGCAUUGAAAGAUAUUAAAAGGGAAGAGGAGAAAGUAGAGAAGAAGGAAGAGAAGAAGGAAGAGAAGAAGGAAGAAGCUCUGCCUAAAUUGAGCACCGCGGAUUUCAAAGUAUAUAAUACUAUGGCCGAACAUAUGAACUACUUCCACAACCAUUUCCGCCAAACCUGGACGCUCCUCCACACCGCCGUCACCAGCAACCAACGGCCGCGCAACCUCUCUCUCCGGCAAUUUCUCCAAACGGGUCUUUCCUUCAUCUCGCAACUCGAAAUGCACCACGGCAUCGAAGAAGCGCACAUAUUCCCCGUUCUCGCGCGCAAAAUGCCCGAAUUCAAAGCCGGGAAGAACGCGGCGGAAUUACUGCGACAACACAAGGAAAUCCACAAGGGCAUGGAUAUCCUGCAGGAAUAUCUGGAGAAAUGUCGGGAUGGGGAGACGGAAUUGAGCUUGAGGGUGCUGGGGGAGAAGAUGGAUAGCUGGGGCGAGGUGCUGUGGACGCAUUUGGAUCAGGAGGUGGAGACGCUGGGGGCCGAGAAUAUGAGGAGGUAUUGGAGUAAAGAGGAGAUGGUGAGGAUGCCUAUGUGA
Molecule: messenger RNA, 690 nt
Organism: Sclerotinia borealis F-4128
Lineage: Eukaryota; Fungi; Ascomycota; Leotiomycetes; Helotiales; Sclerotiniaceae
Source: the annotation of a GenBank genome assembly